This is a messenger RNA of Aspergillus campestris IBT 28561, 490 nucleotides long. RefSeq lists its product as uncharacterized. The record is from RefSeq and is a predicted model, not a curated record. The coding region runs from base 150 to 365 and encodes 71 amino acids. Lineage: Eukaryota; Fungi; Ascomycota; Eurotiomycetes; Eurotiales; Aspergillaceae. The transcript has a single exon.
GUCCGCCCUGACUCCCCGGUGACUCACUCCCCAACUGACGACUGACAAUGACAACUGACUGACAGACGUCAAGUUUCCCACGGGAAAGGUAACUCAGGUACCAAGUCAGAACCUGGCAGCUCUCGCCACUGGUUUCAGCUGUCGUCUUCAUGUUCCAGCCAGUUCACGUUGUGGCAGUGGGUCUGAGUUCCAGGUUGGGUCCGGGGCACUGGAGAUCCUACCCUCACAGUGGGAUGGUAUUAUCCGGUUGGUGGGCAUGUCCGAGAGGCUCUUCAGGUUCUAUACCUACCUACCUACCUACCUACCUACCUAGUCUCUUAGGUACUAGGUAUGCUGCUGAGCAUAAUCAUAAUGAUACUGCCUAAUACCGAGUCCCACCUGUCGACCUAGACUGAGCUAACGUUGACAGUAGGUAACUAAGAUCGACAUAGUUUAUCUGCGCUAUGAUUUGUGCAUGGGUCAAGACUGCCACGAGUUUUUUCUUUUCUCU